AUGUCUACUUACCUAUCUCACCUCACCGUCCUAGAACGCAGUGCUUCUUCCUACCCAGACGUCCCGGUCUUCAGAGUGCCCCGAUCAGAUCCAUCAACUGGUCAGGUACAUGAUUGGUCGUCAAUAACUUACAGCCAGUUCAAGGAUGACGUCGAAUUCACUGCUCGGUAUUGGCAUCAGAUACUUGAGUCUGACGGCGUACCGGAACAUUCUGUCGUAGGUCUAUGGCUACCGGGAAUGGCAUACCAGGAUGUUCUCCAUAUUUAUGGCCUUUCGCGAGCUGGAUAUGUCCCUCAGCUCUUCAGCAUUCGUUUGCCAAAUCCUGACGUUGUGCUUGAGCUGCUCACGAGGGCAGGCGCGAAAGCGUUGAUAUUUGAUUCCCAAUUCCAGUCAUUGACUGCAUCGUUCCCCCUUCCCGUCCAUCUGGCAAUUGAAAAGCGGGACAUGGCAUCUUUCGAACAUGACCUUCCUCUCAUACGACCCACCUCCAACCCUGACAAAGCGGUAUUUGUUUUCCACACAAGUGGCUCUACGUCAGGCAGCCCCAAGCUCGUCCCUUGCAAUUCUCGCUGGCUCGAUGCAAUUGUGGCGAAGGCUGGGGUGACCAGCGCUCCCAUAAAUCCGCGUCAGCAAGACGUUUCCGUUUGGAUGGGCAGCAUGUGUCACAUCGCUCAAACAUUCAUGCUCAUUGGCACUUUGCAACACGGGUCUUGCGUCAUUCAGCCAACGAAGAUUGGGUUUUCCUCAGAAGAAUUGAUCGAUAUGAUCCACCGCUGCCAGCUCAAUCGCCUGAAUCAGUUUGCCACGUUCCUUUCCAUUCACCUUCGCAACUCGCGGCAAAACCGCAAACUUCUUGGGUACCUCCAAAGUCUUGAUCAAAUUCUACUCAGCGGAUUGUCAUUGCCUCGCGAGGAUGAGGACUGGGCAUACAAAAAUGGAUUGAACCUGAAGAACCUCUUCGGCAGCACCGAAUGUGGUGCAAUGCUCCUCUCUAUGGGCGGCAAAGGCCGGGAUGCACCUCUUCUUCGUCCCAUACCGGGGACGUCUUACGGCUUUCUACCCAUUGAUGCCGACACUCAGAUCGAGUCAGGGCAUAAGACGUCAGCCCAAAUGUUGGAGCUUGUCAUUCUUUCCAGCUCUGACGACUGCCCGGACUCGUCUUUGCGCGGCAGUGACGGUCACUUCCACACCGGAGAUUUGUUCCAAGAAAUUAUGCCCGGGUCAUAUGCAUUCCGUGGUCGCAAUGAUGACUGGAUCAAGAGCGAAAAUAGCUUGCGGUGCGAUACAAAAGCAAUCGAAGAUAAUAUUCGAGCUACCUGCGGUGACCUCAUCGAAGAAUGCAUUGUCGUGGGAACCGGGCGUCCGUCACCCGCUCUUUUUGUUGAGCCUGCUCCUGGUGUCGACUACGGGAAGCUCAAGCGGGACAUCAUCCGCAAAACUCGCCAAUUUCACUCCCGGCGCUACCUCCAUGAGCAGAUCACAAACCCGAAUUUGAUUAUUGUAGUGCCUUCGGGAUCUCUUCCUCGCACUGCGACUAAAGGCAACAUUCGGCGCAAGGCUGUUGAGGAGGCAUACCAAGCUGAACUCGACAAGGUCUACGCCUCUCUGCAGUAA
This is a messenger RNA of Suillus subaureus, 1614 nucleotides long. RefSeq lists its product as uncharacterized. Gene Ontology annotation, biological process: fatty acid metabolic process. The transcript is spliced from 6 exons. The coding region runs from base 1 to 1614 and encodes 537 amino acids. The record is from RefSeq and is a predicted model, not a curated record. Lineage: Eukaryota; Fungi; Basidiomycota; Agaricomycetes; Boletales; Suillaceae. Gene Ontology annotation, molecular function: medium-chain fatty acid-CoA ligase activity.